Molecule: messenger RNA, 546 nt
Organism: Hymenoscyphus albidus
Lineage: Eukaryota; Fungi; Ascomycota; Leotiomycetes; Helotiales; Helotiaceae
Source: the annotation of a GenBank genome assembly
AUGACGCAGACCAGGGUUGUGGCUUUCGGGAACGGGAACUCAACGCUCUUGGUAGUGUGGGGGAAUGUGGAGAUGAAUACUGGGGUGAGUCUUUUUCCUCUUCCUCUUGAAUUAAAACUUUACCCAGGAGUUCAACACUUUUCCACUUCUCUCCUCGCAGUUGAAAUACCAUGCUAACCAACAACCACCAUAUAGAUCAUCCUAACUUCCCUCCCGGUUCUAACGCCACUUUUCAAAUUCUCCAAUUCCCGAAGCUCUAGCAAAGGCUACCAUCCACAAAUCUCCCGAUCCCAAUCCCAUAACCUGACCGUCUUCACAAAGGCGACCGCGAACGAGACCAUCCGCAAUUCGAAAUAUGGUGGACCACAAACGGUGAACGAAAGCCAGGAAACGAUAUUAAAUAGCCCGGAUGUACCGAAACAGCCGGAUGAGAGUAUACCGAAACAAGGGGUGAUUUUGAAGACGGUUCAGGUUGAGGUUACCCGGACAGAGGGGGUUUUAGAAGGGGGGGCGAAAGGGGAUAGGACAGCUUUCUUUGAUGAUUAG